AUGUACCACAACAACGUCUACCAGCAGCAGCAGGCCGGUCCCGCUGCCUCCCUCGUCGCCCCGAUCACCCCCCUCCGCCCCGUUCUCUCAACCUCCAAGAGCGAGUUACCACCCUCACCCGUCUCCCCCCUCCCCCGUCUCGGCCAACUCGAUGUCCGGACCACCCCGACGAACACCAAUAUCCUCAAAGCCCCGCGGUUGGAGUUCACGCCGCCGCCAACGCCGAGUACGGAGAAGAAGGAGAUUGGGUUUAGGACUCAAGGAUCCGGAGCGCAGUUGCCGAUUUCACCGCCUGCGACACCCACGCUCGAGCAACAACAACAACAACAAAACUCAAGCUCAACCAAUCCGGAAGACCCCUCAACUUUCUCCCCCGCCUUCCUCGCCUCCUACACCCCAACCCAUCUCCUCGGCCGCGGCGGCUUCGGCUUCGUCAUGUCCUGCACCCAACACCGUACCUCCACCCCCGUCGCCGUAAAAUUCAUCAAUCGCGCGAAAAUCCCCAAACACGCAUGGAUCAACGAUAGGGAUUUGGGAAUGGUUCCGAUGGAGAUACAUAUUUUGAGUAGGGUCGAGCAUGGGGGGGUUGUUAGGGCUUUGGACUUUUUUGAGGAUGAGAGGUGGUUUUAUCUGGUUAUGGAGUUGGUUGGGAGUUUGUGGGUGCCGCAUCCACAAGAAGCUGCGUCCGAGAAGGGGAAGAGUGGGAAUAGCAGCUGGACCGCACCAUCCUGGCCUCUCAGGAACCCAUUCUCCUCCUCAAAAAAGACCACAUCCGCCACCGAGGACAAAUCAACCCUCGCCCCUCCCGCUCGCCCACAGAUGGUGCGUAGGACUUCACACGACCUCUUCGAAACAAUCGAACAAUCCCCCGGCGGCCUAACCGAAUCCCAAGCCCGUCACAUCAUGCGUCAAGUCAUCGAUACCGUCGCAUACCUCGACAACCUCAACAUCGUUCACCGGGACAUCAAGGAUGAGAAUAUUGUGUGCGAUGAUGCGUUGAACGUUAAACUCAUCGAUUUUGGGUCCGCUAUUAUUUUACCCCCCACCACCAAAGAAGGAGAAGGAGGGGCGAGGUAUACAAAGUUUUAUGGCACAAUGAAUUUUGCCGCGCCCGAGAUCCUCCAAAAACGCCCCUACGACCCGCGGAAAACCGAAAUAUGGGCACUCGGAUGUUUACUCUACACUUGUCUCGUGGGCGAAGUACCAUUCCCCGAUCCUUAUUCGGCGUUGGAUAGGACAUGGAGGAUUCCGAGGAAGAGAGUGUCGAGGGAGUGUUUGGAGUUGUUGGGGGGGAUGUUGGAGAGGGAGGAGGGGAGGAGGUGGGGGUUGGGGGAGGUGGUGGGGAAUGACGAAUAUGAUACUACUUCUUCACUCACGAAAGCCUCCAAGCUCGAGCCUGCCGGUGCUUCCCAAGCCCCUGACACUUUCUCCCCCUCCGAUAUCGCCCAUAUCCGCCUCAUGCGUGCCGAAAACAUGACCUGGACCUCCAUCGGCAAGCACUGCGGACUUAAGCCCUCCACAAUUUGCAUGAGGUGGGCCAACGUUGUGGCUAUGAGCGAGGAAUGGACGGAGAAGGAUGAAGAGGCGUUGAGCAGGGCCAAUGCAAAGUAUGAUAAGGAGAGGUGGGGGGUUAUUGCUGGGGAGCUGGGCAGGAAGAAGGCGGGAUCGGAGAUGAAGGCGAAGGAAAUGGGGUUAUAUUGA
Saitoella complicata NRRL Y-17804 is the source of this 1701-nucleotide messenger RNA. RefSeq names its product kinase-like protein. Gene Ontology annotation, biological process: protein phosphorylation; negative regulation of glycogen biosynthetic process; intracellular signal transduction. Gene Ontology annotation, molecular function: protein serine/threonine kinase activity; ATP binding. Gene Ontology annotation, cellular component: cytosol; cytoplasm; nucleus. The transcript has 2 exons. The record is from RefSeq and is a predicted model, not a curated record. NCBI's taxonomy places the organism in Eukaryota, Fungi, Ascomycota, Saitoellomycetes, Saitoellales, Saitoellaceae. Bases 1 to 1701 code for a protein of 566 amino acids.